CUACCACAGAGCUGGAGAUGAUGCUGUUCUGUCCUGUAAAAGACCUUCAUCAUCUCUCUCAUGCUCCGCUGUUGACUGGUUUUAUACGAGAGCUGAAAACAUGGAGCGUCAACAUGAAGUUCAUGGAGGAAAAGUUCAGAGUUCAGCUCGAGCUGCCAGGCUGAGGUUGGACAAUAACUGCUCUCUGAUCAUCAACAACAUCACUGCUGAGGAUGCUGGACGUUACACCUGUCAGCUUUGGGAUGGAGGACGCUUUGACACAGAUGUGUAUUUAAACAUGAUGAGCAUCUCUCCAUCUCCACCAGGUGCUGAUCCAACAAAAGAUGAAGAUUUCACAUUACAGUGUUCUCUGGUCAGAUACAGAGGGUUGGGUCCUUGUCCAGAGAAGAGCUUCCUCUGGGUGGAUGAGACAGGAAGUGAGCUGCUUGGUGAAGGUGUUGGGUUCAAAUCUGGAGGACAGACUGGCUGUGAUUCUAAUCUCACUGUGAAGCUUCAGGUCAGCAGCAACAGAAGAUACACCUGCCAAUUUGUUGAGGACAACACAGUGAAGGUAGAAUCUCACUACACACCUGAGAUUAAAGCUAUCAGGGGAGAAGGAGUCCAUAUCUACCACAGAGCUGGAGAUGAUGCUGUUCUGUCCUGUAAAAGACCUUCAUCAUCUCUCUCAUGCUCCACUGUUGACUGGUUUUAUACGAGAGCUGAAAACAUGGAGCGUCAACAUGAAGUUCAUGGAGGAAAAGUUCAGAGUUCAGCUCGAGCUGCCAGGCUGAGGUUGGACAAUAACUGCUCUCUGAUCAUCAACACCAUCACUGCUGAGGAUGCUGGACGUUACACCUGUCAGCUUUGGGAUGGAGGACGCUUUGACACAGAUGUGUAUUUAAACAUGAUGAGCAUCUCUCCAUCUCCACCAGGUGCUGAUCCAACAAAGGAUGAAGAUUUCACAUUACAGUGUUCUCUGGUCAGAUCCAGAGGGUUGGAUCCUUGUCCAGAGAAGAGCCUCCUCUGGGUGGAUGAGACAGGAAGUGAGCUGCUUGGUGAAGGUGUUGGGUUCAAGUCUGGAGGACAGACUGGCUGUGAUUCUAAUCUCACUGUGAAGCUUCAGAGCAGCAGCAACAGAACAUACACCUGCCAGUUUGUUGAGGGAAACACAGUGAAGAUAGAAGCUCAUUAUGAGAUUGAAGGACUUCCUGUCAACAGACCCAUCAUCUUAAUCAUCGUUGGAGCAGUAAUCGGGGUUCUGCUGCUGAUGGUGGUUCUUGCUGCUGUUUUUAUAAAACUCAGGAAAACCAGAGUUAAAGAGGAUCACAGAACCACAACAGAAAAUCAACCUUCAACCCAUGAAAGUCACCAUUCGGAUGAGGCGGAGUCCAGCAUGACCUAUGCCAACGUUGCCUAUUUUAGACCCAAAACCUCUCCUAAGAAGAAGGUCAAAGAGGACGAAGACACUGUGACGUAUUCUACUGUUAGGACCAAAAAUAAGUCGGAGGCAAAAAUCUACCCCAGCAGUCUCUACAGCUGUGUAACAAAGCUAAAAUAGGCAAAUACGGAAAAGAAACGUCUCAUCACAUCUCUGCCUUUAUUUAACCUUGUUAGAAGAAGUGGACUGAUGAGUUUAGGUUUCUGUGACACAAAAGCUUUUAUUUAUAGCCUGAACUGUUUUUUUUUAUUUUUUUAUUUCCAUAAUUGUAAGGAUUUUAAAGCAGAAAUUUACUGAGUCAUGAUAGAGCUUUGUUUCAUUUGCCAAAUAUAUGGAAUGCAAAUACUGAAUUGAAGAGAUGCAACAUAAGUAUUUGGUGCAUAAAAUCAUGUAUAAUAGUAUAAAAAUAACUCAACAUAUUUUAAUCCAAAUUGGACUUCAGGGUACCAUAAAAUCACCAUCUUUCUCUAAUGCAAAACUUUCUGCCAUCAAUGUAGAAACAACGUCAUACCAGCUGCUGUUUGCCAGUUUCUGGUUUAUGUCAGUGUGCUACGCAUCUUAACAAACUGUAUCUGAACAUUAAACUUCUGUUCUGAACAUAUUCAGAUCUGAGUUUUUUCUGGAUUUAUCUGAAAGGAUUGUAAAUUAAUUAU
Messenger RNA from Fundulus heteroclitus (mummichog), 2070 nucleotides. RefSeq lists its product as uncharacterized. Lineage: Eukaryota; Metazoa; Chordata; Actinopteri; Cyprinodontiformes; Fundulidae. Gene Ontology annotation, biological process: T cell activation; interleukin-15-mediated signaling pathway; positive regulation of ERK1 and ERK2 cascade. The transcript has 8 exons. The coding region runs from base 101 to 1537 and encodes 478 amino acids. The record is from RefSeq and is a predicted model, not a curated record. Gene Ontology annotation, cellular component: membrane raft; external side of plasma membrane. Gene Ontology annotation, molecular function: protein tyrosine kinase binding; MHC class II protein binding.